Molecule: messenger RNA, 1110 nt
Organism: Dissoconium aciculare CBS 342.82
Lineage: Eukaryota; Fungi; Ascomycota; Dothideomycetes; Mycosphaerellales; Dissoconiaceae
Product: alpha/beta-hydrolase
Exons: 4
Coding region: 1-1110 (369 amino acids)
Molecular function (GO): hydrolase activity
Source: RefSeq, a predicted model, not a curated record
AUGGCUGAACGACGGGGAGACAUCGAGUUGCGCUACAAUGCGACAGCCUUGGAUUAUAUCCUCCUGCUGCCUCUGUUCGGGAAAAUGUUCCUUGCCGUCGUUGCCCGGCUUCUCAUCCGUCCAUUCUCCAAGCGUCCCAAACCCCGAACACUGCUCAAGGAUGUGGUGUUCACCAUCCUCCGCACUUUCCUGGGCGGUGUCAAUGUCGCCCAAGAUACUUUGUUCUCUAUCUCCACCGCCGACGGGUAUGCGUCAUUCGUGAAGAAAAACAAACUUCCCGCCACCGAGACUGUCCUCGGCUCCGGUCUCAAGGCGUUCUGGUUUGGGCCCAAAUCCGCGGACAAGAUCGUUCUGUUCUUCCACGGUGGCGGGUACGCAAAGGCGGCCAGCCCGGGACACUUCGCAUGGCUGCAUGACCUGCAGAAGGACCUCGCCGCCAAGGGCCACAGCGUGAGCGUCUUCUUGCCGGCGUACGAGGUCACGACCGAUCGUCCAUCGCCCAAGGGGCGUUAUCCGAUUCAAUUACAGCAGGCUGCCGAAUCUCUAGCCUGGCUGAUCGAAAAGGAGCACAAGAAACCUAGUGACAUCAUCGUCGCUGGCGACUCGGCAGGAGGCCAUAUGACCAUCUCUUUGCUAUCUCAUCUACUCCACCCGCAUCCCGCUGCGACCAAGAUCACCCUCGCGGAGCCAUUGGCGUCGGCCAUCCUCAUCUCGCCAUGGAACAAGCUGUUCCCCUCGCCGAGCUCCAUGGAUACUUACAAGCAAACGAGCGACAUGAUCAUCCCGAGCGCCGGCCAGCGAUGGUCAUCCAUGUACCUAGGUCUCCAGGAAGAGGACUCCUACAACAACCCGCACAUCGCGCCCCCGGAGUGGUUCGGCGGUCUGGAGGGACAAGUCCGCGACGUCCUGGUCUGGGGCGGCGGCGGCGAGGCCAUCAUCACGACCAUUGUGAACUUCUCCGAGAAGCUCAAAACGGCGCACCCGAAGGUCGAACUGGUCGUCCAGCCGGGCGCGGCUCAUGAUGACCCUAUCAUUGAGAAACUGUUGGGGUAUAAGGAGAAGCAUGAGGGGACGAGGGUGAUUGAGGCGUGGAUCGGUGAGAGACUAUAG